Drosophila mauritiana is the source of this 6177-nucleotide messenger RNA. RefSeq names its product mucin-3A. The coding region runs from base 1 to 6096 and encodes 2031 amino acids. The record is from RefSeq and is a predicted model, not a curated record. The transcript has 4 exons. NCBI's taxonomy places the organism in Eukaryota, Metazoa, Arthropoda, Insecta, Diptera, Drosophilidae.
AUGACCCCCGCGUACCUGUUGAACUUUGAUGAACUACGACCCUGGCUGACCUUAUCAGCAGCCUGCUAUGUCGUUUUAAGUUGUUUUAUUUGGCUUGCCCUUUACCAAUCUGCAAGUGCAGCGCUGGAGGGUAGUGAAAUUAAGUUUGGGGACGAAUCAGCUACAGAAUCGGCGGAAAAAUAUCCUGAUUACUGCCUCAUAGAUCCUUUUCUCCCGGGCUGUCCAUUUGGUCCGGGUGAUAGCACCACUAGGACUUCAGCGCCGGCAACAACAAAGUCAACAACCCCAGCCACUGAUAAAACAACAACUCUGAAGACCACCACAAAUAAAUCGACAGCAGAGCCAACAACUCAAAAGACAACUACCGAAAAGACUACUAACGAGCCAACCACUGAGAAAAUUACAACUCCAAAGGCAACCACUAUUAAAUCGACAACCACCACAAAUAAGUCAACAGCAGAGCCAACAACCCAAAAGACAACUACCGAAAAGACUACUAACGAGCCAACCACUGAGAAAAUAACAACUCCAAAGGCAACCACUAUUAAAUCGACAGCACAGACAACACCCCAAAAGACAACCACUGAGAAAAUAACAACUCCGAAGGCAACCACUAUUAAAUCGACAGCACAGCCAACAACCCAAAAGACAACGACUAAAGCCACAACAACAGAGCCAACAACUGAAAAAACAACAACGGUGAAGACCACCACAAAUAAAUCGACAGCAGAGCCAACAACCCAAAAGACAACGACUGAAAAGGCAAACACAGAGCCAACAACUGAGAAAACAACAACGCUGAAGACUACCACAAAUAAAUCAACAGCAGAGCCAACAACCCAAAAGACAACUACCGAAAAGACUACUAACGAGCCAACCACUGAGAAAAUAACAACUCCAAAGGCAACCACUAUUAAAUCGACAGCACAGACAAAAACCCAAAAGACAACUACCGAAAAGACUACUAACGAGCCAACAACUGAGAAAACAACAACGCUGAAGACCACCACAAAUAAAUCGACAGCAGAGCCAACAACCCAAAAGACAACGACUGAAAAGGCAAAAACAGAGCCAACAACUGAGAAAACAACAACGCUGAAGACCACCACAAAUAAGUCAACAGCAGAGCCAACAACCCAAAAGACAAGUACCGAAAAGACUACUAACGAGCCAACCACUGAGAAAAUAACAACUCCAAAGGCAACCACUAUUAAAUCGACAGCACAGACAACACCCCAAAAGACAACCACUGAGAAAAUAACAACUCCGAAGGCAACCACUAUUAAAUCGACAGCACAGCCAACAACCCAAAAGGCAACGACUGAAAAGGCAAAAACAGAGCCAACAACUGAGAAAACAACAACGCUGAAGACCACCACAAAUAAAUCAACAGCAAAGCCAACAACCCAAAAGACAACUACCGAAAAGACUACUAACGAGCCAACCACUGAGAAAAUAACAACUCCAAAGGCAACCACUAUUAAAUCGACAGCACAGACAAAAACCCAAAAGACAACUACCGAAAAGACUACUAACGAGCAAACAACUGAGAAAACAACAACGCUGAAGACCACCACAAAUAAAUCGACAGCAGAGCCAACAACCCAAAAGACAACGACUGAAAAGGCAAAAACAGAGCCAACAACUGAGAAAACAACAACGCUGAAGACCACCACAAAUAAGUCAACAGCAGAGCCAACAACCCAAAAGACAACUACCGAAAAGACUACUAACGAGCCAACAACUGAGAAAACAACAACGGUGAAGACCACCACAAAUAAAUCGACAGCAGGGCCAACAACCAAAAAGACAACGACUGAAAAGGCAAAAACAGAGCCAACAACUGAGAAAACAACAACGCUGAAGACCACCACAAAUAAAUCAACAGCAGAGCCAACAACCCAAAAGACAAGUACCGAAAAGACUACUAACGAGCCAACCACUGAGAAAAUAACAACUCCAAAGGCAACCACUAUUAAAUCGACAGCACAGACAACAACCCAAAAGACAACUACCGAAAAGACUACUAACGAGCCAAGAACUGAGAAAACAACAACGCUGAAGACCACCACAAAUAAAUCGACAGCAGAGCCAACAACCCAAAAGACAACGACUGAAAAGGCAAAAACAGAGCCAACAACUGAGAAAACAACAACGCUGAAGACCACCACAAAUAAGUCAACAGCAGAGCCAACAACCCAAAAGACAACUACCGAAAAGACUACUAACGAGCCAACCACUGAGAAAAUAACAACUCCAAAGGCAACCACUAUUAAAUCGACAGCACAGACAACACCCCAAAAGACAACCACUGAGAAAAUAACAACUCCAAAGGCAACCACUAUUAAAUCGACAGCACAGCCAACAACCCAAAAGACAACGACUGAAAAGGCAAAAACAGAGCCAACAACUGAGAAAACAACAACGCUGAAGACCACCACAAAUAAAUCAACAGCAGAGCCAACAACCCAAAAGACAACUACCGAAAAGACUACUAACGAGCCAACCACUGAGAAAAUAACAACUCCAAAGGCAACCACUAUUAAAUCAACAGCACAGACAACAACCCAAAAGACAACUACCGAAAAGACUACUAACGAGCCAACAACUGAGAAAACAACAACGCUGAAGACUACCACAAAUAAAUCGACAGCAGAGCCAACAACCCAAAAGACAACGACUGAAAAGGCAAAAACAGAGCCAAUAACUGAGAAAACAACAACGCUGAAGACCACCACAAAUAAAUCAACAGCAGAGCCAACAACCCAAAAGACAACUACCGAAAAGACUACUAACGAGCCAACCACUGAGAAAAUAACAACUCCAAAGGCAACCACUAUUAAAUCGACAGCACAGACAACAACCCAAAAGACAACUACCGAAAAGAGUACUAACGAGCCAACAACUGAGAAAACAACAACGGUGAAGACCACCACAAAUAAAUCGACAGCAGAGCCAACAACCCAAAAGACAACGACUGAAAAGGCAAAAACUGAGCCAACAACUGAGAAAACAACAACGCUGAAGACCACCACAAAUAAGUCAACAGCAGAGCCAACAACCCAAAAGACAACUACCGAAAUGACUACUAACGAGCCAACCACUGAGAAAAUAACAACUCCAAAGGCAACCACUAUUAAAUCGACAGCACAGACAACAACCCAAAAGACAACUACCGAAAAGACUACUAACGAGCCAAAAACUGAGAAAACAACAACGCUGAAGACUACCACAAAUAAAUCGACAGCAGAGCCAACAACCCAAAAGACAACGACUGAAAAGGCAAAAACAGAGCCAACAACUGAGAAAACAACAACGCUGAAGACCACCACAAAUAAGUCAACAGCAGAGCCAACAACCCAAAAGACAACUACCGAAAAGACUACUAACGAGCCAACAACUGAGAAAACAACAACGGUGAAGACCACCACAAAUAAAUCGACAGCAGAGCCAACAACCCAAAAGACAACGACUGAAAAGGCAAAAACUGAGCCAACAACUGAGAAAACAACAACGCUGAAGACCACAACAAAUAAAUCAACAGCAGAGCCAACAACCCAAAAGACAACUACCGAAAAGACUACUAACGAGCCAACCACUGAGAAAAUAACAACUCCAAAGGCAACCACUAUUAAAUCGACAGCACAGACAACAACCCAAAAGACAACUACCGAAAAGACUACGAACGAGCCAACAACUGAGAAAACAACAACGCUGAAGACCACCACGAUUAAAUCGACAUCUGAGCCAAUAACAACUCUGAAGACAACCACCAUUAAAUCGACUGCAGAGACAAAAAAGACGACGCAUGAACUCACAACUCAGAAAUCAACAACUUUAAAGACUACUGAAGAACCAACUACUCGCAAGACAUCUACCACAAAGACUACUAGAGAGCCAACUACAAAGAGUGUAACAACUGAAAGGACAACUCGGGAGCCAACCACUCUUAAGACAACCACAACAAAAGAGCCAACAACUGAAAAAACAACAACGCUGAAGACCACCACAAAUAAAUCGACAGCACAGACAACAACCCAAAAGGCAACGACUGAAAAGGCCACAAAAGAGCCAACAACUAAGAAAACAACAACGCUGAAGACCACCACAAAUAAAUCGACAGCAGAGCCAACAACCCAAAAGACAACGACUGAAAAGGCAAAAACAGAGCCAACAACUGAGAAAACAACAACGCUGAAGACCACCACAAAUAAGUCAACAGCAGAGCCAACAACCCAAAAGACAACUACCGAAAAGACUACUAACGAGCCAACCACUGAGAAAAUAACAACUCCAAAGGCAACCACUAUUAAAUCGACAGCAGAGCCAACAACCCAUAAGCCAACUACUGCAAGGGCAACGAAAGAACCAAAAACUGAGCAAACAACUUUGAGGACCACCACGAUUAAAUCGACAUCUGAGCCAAUAACAACCCUGGAGACAACCACCAUUAAAUCGACUGCAGAGACAAAAAAGACGACGCAUGAACCCACAACUCAAAAAUCAACAACUUUAAAGACUACUGAAGAACCAACUACUCGCAAGACAUCUACCACAAAGACUUCUAGAGAGCCAACUACAAAGAGGGUAACAACUGAAAGGACAACUCGGGAGCCAACCACUCGCAAGACAACAACCCAUAAGACAACAGCAGAACCAACGACCAAGAAGACAACUACUAAGAAGACGACGCAUGAACCCACAACUCAGAAAUCAACAACUUUAAGGACUACCGAAGAACCAACUACUCGCAAGACAUCUACCACAAAGACUACUAGAGAGCCAACUACAAAGAGAGUAACAACUGAAAUGACAACUCGGGAGCCAACCACUCGCAAGACAACAAGCCAUAAGACAACAGCAGAACCAACAACCAAGAAGAUAACAACUAAGAAGACGACGCAUGAACCCACAACUCAGAAAUCAACAACUGUAAGGACAACCGAAGAACCAACUACUCGCAAAACAUCAACCAUAAAGACUACUAGAGAGCCAACUACAAAGAGGGUAACAACUGAAAGGACAACUCGGGAGCCAACCACUCGCAAGACAACAACCCAUAAGACAACAACAGAACCAACGACCAAGAAGACAACAACUAAGAAGACGACGCAUAAACCCACAACUAAGAAAUCAACUACAUUUAAGACUACCGAAGAACCAACUACUCGCAAAACAUCUACCACAAAGACUACUAGAGAGCCAACUACAGAGAGGGUAACAACUGAAAGGACAACUCGGGAGCCAACCACUCGCAAGACAACAAGCCAUAAGACAACAGCAGAACCAACAACCAAGAAGACGACGCAUGAACCCACAACUCAGAAAUCAACAACUGUAAGGACUACCGAAGAACCAACUACUCGCAAAACAUCAACCAUAAAGACUACUAGAGAGCCAACUACAAAGAGGGUAACAACUGAAAGGACAACUCGGGAGCCAACCACUCGCAAGACAACAACCCAUAAGACAACAACAGAACCAACGACCAAGAAGACAACAACUAAGAAGACGACGCAUAAACCCACAACUAAGAAAUCAACUACAUUUAAAACUACCGAAGAACCAACUUCUCGCAAGACAUCUACCACAAAGACUACCAGAGAGCCAACCACUCGGGAGCCAACCACAUCAGUAAAGACAACAGCAGAACAAACAACAAAAAGGACGACUGCUGAAAUGAUUACAACAACUCAGGAACCAACAUCCGUAGAAACUACUACCGAUUCUUCGAAUCAGAACAAUACGACCACAGAAUUAACCACCACCGAAAAGCAACAUGAUCACCACCACCAUCACCAUAUUCAUUAUCACAAGCCCGCUGAUCCCGGUCCAUCAUUUCUUCCACUUCCUGAUCUUCCUCCUCUGCCGUUGCCGCUGCCCUGGCCACCACUGCCACUUCCUGAAUUCCCUCUACCUUUGCCUCCCUUACCACCAGCGUUGCCCCCGCUGCCCCCACUACCCCCCCUACCCGCACUACCUCCUUUGCCAGAAGUAAAUUUAACAUCAAUAUCCUUACCAGAAAUUUCCCUUCCUAAUCUGCCACCACUACCACAAUUGCCGAAUCCUUUUCCAAACUUCUUUUGGGGUCGUUAAACACUAAAAAAUAAGUUAGUCUCCAAUAUGUAAAAAUAUACAAAUUAAUUGGAAAAGCCAUUAAUUUUGUAUGUACUUACA